Messenger RNA from Orycteropus afer afer, 768 nucleotides. The record is from RefSeq and is a predicted model, not a curated record. Lineage: Eukaryota; Metazoa; Chordata; Mammalia; Tubulidentata; Orycteropodidae.
AUGAGCUACGACCGGGCCAUCACCGUCUUCUCGCCCGACGGGCACCUCUUCCAAGUGGAGUACGCACAGGAGGCCGUGAAGAAGGGCUCCACCGCGGUCGGUGUCCGGGGACGAGAUAUUGUUGUCCUGGGAGUGGAGAAGAAAUCCGUGGCCAAGCUGCAGGAUGAGAGAACGGUGCGGAAGAUCUGUGCUCUGGACGACAACGUCUGCAUGGCGUUCGCAGCCCACCUUGCUGUCAUUGCAGGCCUCACCGCGGAUGCCAGGAUCGUCAUCAACAGGGCCCGAGUGGAGUGUCAGAGCCACCGCCUGACGGUGGAGGACCCGGUCACUGUGGAGUACAUCACUCGCUACAUAGCCAGUCUGAAGCAGCGUUACACACAGAGCAACGGACGCAGGCCGUUUGGCAUCUCCGCCCUCAUUGUGGGCUUUGACUUUGAUGGCACACCCAGACUGUAUCAGACCGACCCUUCGGGUACAUACCACGCUUGGAAGGCUAAUGCUAUCGGUCGUGGGGCCAAGUCGGUGCGUGAAUUCCUGGAGAAGAACUACACCGAUGAAGCCAUUGAGACAGACGACUUGGCCAUCAAGCUCGUUAUCAAGGCCCUUCUGGAGGUCGUUCAGUCAGGGGGCAAAAACAUCGAGCUGGCUGUGAUGCGGCGUGAUCAGCCCCUAAAGAUUUUAAAUCCUGAAGAAAUCGAGAGAUACGUUGCAGAAAUUGAAAAGGAGAAAGAAGAAAAUGAAAAGAAGAAGCAAAAGAAAGCCUCGUGA